CAAUUCCUCUUGCUGAGGGCUGAGGGCUGGGAGCUGAAGGCUGACCACGUCCUCUGUCCGUCCGCCCCCAGCCUGCAUGAGGAGUCCAGCACAGCCUGACAGACUCCAGAAGCCAACGGUCACGGCAGCGUCUCGGCCAGCCUCGCUAUGAACCUGGAGCCACCCAAAGCCGAGAUCCGGUCGGCCACCAGGGUGAUUGGAGGGCCAGUCACCCCGAGGAAAGGGCCACCUAAAUUUAAGCAGCGGCAAACCAGGCAGUUCAAGAGCAAGCCCCCCAAGAAAGGCGUCCAAGGGUUUGGAGAUGACAUUCCUGGAAUGGAAGGCCUGGGGACAGACAUCACAGUCAUCUGCCCCUGGGAGGCCUUCAACCACCUGGAGCUGCACGAGCUGGCCCAGUAUGGAAUCAUUUAGCCAGAGCCCUGCUUUGAAAACCCUGCGGAGCCUUGCUGGAACCCUUCCCUGCCCCUCUGUCCACUGUAUGUCCUGCCCAGGAGCUCUACCAGACCUGAGCUCCCAGACCAGCUUGCAUCUGACCUCCAGGUGGGGUAACUUUAGGUCCUGACACUUAGGAAGCACGCCACUUCUCCCCAGGACACCCUGCUGACCUUCCAAAGACACUGGUCCACCCCCUCAGGAUGGUAGUAAGAGGUGAGGUGGACCGCAGACCUACGCACCCCCUGCUUGUGGCUGGAAUACAGGAGGGUCCUCCAGGUGUAUUACUCAUACCCUAGUCCCUGUGUAGACCUCUGCUGGUAAGAAGGCUUUCUUGUGCUGCAGCUCUUCCAACUGGAUGUCCUAGGAUCGUGUGGUGAGAGAAUGAGCCUACCACCCACACCUGCCUUCCCCAAAACACCCUAUGCUUUUUCCUGUUGAAAAUAAAUUUAGCAAGUCUU
This is a messenger RNA of Jaculus jaculus (lesser Egyptian jerboa), 893 nucleotides long. It is a transcript of the gene Pde6g, whose product is annotated as phosphodiesterase 6G. The transcript has 3 exons. Gene Ontology annotation, biological process: visual perception; positive regulation of G protein-coupled receptor signaling pathway; positive regulation of epidermal growth factor receptor signaling pathway. Gene Ontology annotation, molecular function: cGMP binding; 3',5'-cyclic-nucleotide phosphodiesterase activity. The coding region runs from base 148 to 411 and encodes 87 amino acids. NCBI's taxonomy places the organism in Eukaryota, Metazoa, Chordata, Mammalia, Rodentia, Dipodidae. Gene Ontology annotation, cellular component: photoreceptor outer segment membrane. The record is from RefSeq and is a predicted model, not a curated record.